AGCACGUGGCUGUGGACACAGCACAGAGAGAGAGUGCUCGUGAAAUGGCUAUGACCAGCCAAGGGUACGCGUUCCCGGCACCGCCCGGUAUGGAAGGAGUACACUUCGGCGGCGAUGCUCUGGGCCACCACCAAGGCGGUCACCCGACGAUGGAACCUCACAUCAAGAGACCGAUGAACGCUUUCAUGGUGUGGUCGCGUAUCCAGAGACGCAAGAUCGCCCUAGACAACCCUAAGAUGCACAAUUCUGAAAUCUCAAAACGAUUAGGCGCUGAGUGGAAGUUACUGACUGAGAUGGAGAAGAGGCCGUUCAUCGACGAGGCGAAGAGGUUACGAGCCAUGCACAUGAAGGAACACCCCGAUUACAAGUACCGACCUAGAAGGAAACCCAAGACUCCUCUUCAGCAACACGGACAAAUAGGCGGCUGCGCCAAAGCUUCUCCGGGGGUUCCUGUAUGUGGGGCCGUGGCGUCGUCUGUCCCGGUGAGCUCCGGGUUCCCCAGCUUCGCCUUACCACCUUACUUCGCAGCGCCGACAGUUCCGACGCAUCAUUCCCUCGACCUCGGCGGCUACCCACCGCUGCCGCCUUAUUUCGGCUCCGCGUUCGACGCCGUUCAUCUGUCUAAGCUGGUAAGUCAGGCCGCCGCCGGAGAACACUCGACGCCCGCCACCAACAGGAGCGCCGCUGCGGUCGUCAGCUCGUUCUACUCGUCGCUGUACCCGCCGACCGCCCCCGGGAUGGUUUCUCCAGCGUCAGGUGGUCAGACGAAGUCGUUUCAGCCGCCCCCACCGCAUCUCAGUGCCCUCUUCCAACAGCCACCGCCUCAGUUCCUCUUCAGCGGUUCCACGACGCCGGGACAGCACAGUCCUGGAUCGAGUCCAGGUGAGAGUACAGCAUCCGCGCUAGAUUUGGAGCAGCUCAGAAGACCUGUGUCUGUGAUAUUCUAGUCGAAUUGUGAAUGAACCCCGAGGAGCUUGUGUAUCAAACGUACUUCAUAAACUGUAAGUUGCUUGCUAAACAAACUUUGUUGAGAUGAGAACUUGCCUGAUUUUGAUUCGGAAACAAAUGACAUGUUCAAAAUUGCGGAUGAAAGUCUAUAUAGACAUCCAAUCGGAGUGAUUAUCAAUUUUAUUCUACUCCUGAAUGUUACCAAAGAUGUUCUUACGUACAGUACCGAUAAAUAAAUAAGUUAUGUUAGAGAUAAUAGGUAUGUUAGCGUAUUAUUGCAACAAGGAGCUUAAUAUUUUGCGUGUUUGCUCAAUUCUCUUUCUUUCCCGCUCUGAAAUAGUCUCUCGCAUAUUCAAAAUGAAUUGGAAAUUUUAGACUGAUUGAACCAAGUACCAUCCGUAGUGCGGAUUAUAUUAUAUACGUACAAAAGGUUAAGUCUAAAGUCUUUAAACCUUUCCAGCUUUAAUACGCUUACAUUUUAAAACCUGAUCUGAGGUGGAAAAUUAUGUAGGCAAUCUAUACAGUACCAUUUACUCCUUAUGUGAUUUUCUCUGUUCAUAUGGGCGUGCAUUUUUUUAUAUAGUAUUCGGGCUAAUUAAUUUGUUAUAUUCUCUUUCUGCCUCAGUUUAAAUAAUAAAAUUCUUUCAGAUAGUAUUUUUUACUUCUUGUGUUUUAAUUAAAGCUAAAUUGCCAAUGGCGUGACAUCACAGUGUACCAUGGGCCUACUUAAUUUGUUAUUUAAGCAUGAAGGAGAAGUCCAUUAGAGUUACAUUUUACUGCGUGUGUUUUAUUAACAAAGGUCUUAAAAUUCACAACGUUCGAAGGAUGGAUCUUUAUUCAUUUAAAGUAAGACAGCAGGACGCCAUCCUUCAA
Zootermopsis nevadensis is the source of this 1821-nucleotide messenger RNA. Its product is annotated as SOX domain-containing protein dichaete. The record is from RefSeq and is a predicted model, not a curated record. Gene Ontology annotation, cellular component: nucleus. Gene Ontology annotation, molecular function: DNA-binding transcription activator activity, RNA polymerase II-specific; RNA polymerase II cis-regulatory region sequence-specific DNA binding. Lineage: Eukaryota; Metazoa; Arthropoda; Insecta; Blattodea; Termopsidae. Gene Ontology annotation, biological process: negative regulation of transcription by RNA polymerase II; positive regulation of transcription by RNA polymerase II; brain development.